Molecule: messenger RNA, 6220 nt
Organism: Petromyzon marinus (sea lamprey)
Lineage: Eukaryota; Metazoa; Chordata; Hyperoartia; Petromyzontiformes; Petromyzontidae
Product: myosin-10-like
Cellular component (GO): myosin filament; cytoplasm; myosin II complex
Molecular function (GO): actin filament binding; ATP binding; microfilament motor activity
Source: RefSeq, a predicted model, not a curated record
CAGCAGCUACAGCAGCAACUACAGCAGCAGCAGCAGCUCCAGCAACUACAGCAGCACCAUGCCGGGCCCAAUGCGGUCACAGCCACCGGCCAAGGUGACCCCGGGCCGUGUCACGGCCGCUCCGACCGUCACGAAGGCGGCGGCGGCGGCUGCGCCUGCGACCGCCCCUGUCAAGGCGUCGUCGGUGGACGUGGAUGCCGAGCAGUAUCUGUUCGUGGACAAAGGCGCCGUGAACAACCCCGCGGCGCAGGCCGACUGGAGCGCCAAGCGGCUGGUGUGGGUGCCCUCCGAGACGCAUGGAUUCGAGGCGGCCAGCGUCAAAGAGGAAAAGGGCGACGAGGUGCUGGUGGAGCUGGUGGAGAGCAGCAAGAAGGUCACCGUGAGCCAGGGAGACGUCCAGAAGAUGAACCCGCCCAAGUUCUCCAAGGUGGAGGACAUGGCGGAGCUCACGUGCCUCAACGAAGCGUCCGUGCUGCACAACCUCAAGGAUCGCUACUACUCGGGGCUUAUCUACACGUACUCGGGCCUCUUCUGCGUGGUGGUGAACCCGUACAAGUUCUUGCCCAUCUACUCGGAGAAGAUCGUGGAGAUGUACAGGGGCAGGAAGCGACACGAGAUGCCACCACACAUCUACGCCAUCACCGACUCCGCCUACCACAGCAUGCUGCAGGAUCGUGAAGAUCAGUCCAUUCUUUGCACUGGUGAGUCCGGCGCUGGGAAAACCGAGAACACCAAGAAGGUCAUCCAGUUCCUGGCCCACGUCACCUCGUCCCACAAGAGCAAGAAGGACAACACCAUCACGGGUGAGCUGGAGAAGCAGCUGCUGCAGGCGAACCCGAUCCUGGAGGCGUUCGGCAAUGCCAAGACGGUGAAGAACGACAACUCCUCCCGCUUCGGCAAGUUCAUCAAGAUCAACUUUGACGUGACGGGCUACAUCGUGGGUGCAAACAUCGAGACCUACCUCCUGGAGAAAUCUCGCGCGGUGCGUCAAGCGAGAGACGAGCGCAGCUUCCACAUCUUCUACUACCUCGUCGCAGGCGCCAGCGAUAAGCAGAAGGAGGAGUUCUUGCUGGAGGAGUUCACCAAGUAUCACUUCAUGUCUUUCGGCUACGUGCCCGUGCCUGGCCAGUCGGACCAGGAGAUGCUCAUUGAGACCGUCGAUGCCAUGGCGAUCAUGGGCAUCAGCCAGGAGGAGCUCAGCUCCAUCUUCAAGGUGGUGUCGGCCGUACUCCAGUUCGGAAACAUCGAGUUCAAGAAGGAGAGGAACACAGACCAGGCCUCCAUGCCGGACAACACGGCCGCGCAGAAGGUGAGCCACCUGCUGGGCAUGCCGGUGACGGAGUUCACGCGCGCCAUCCUCACGCCGCGCAUCAAGGUCGGCCGUGACGUCGUACAGCGGGCGCAGACCAAGGAGCAGGCCGACUUCGCUGUAGAGGCGCUGGCCAAGGCGCUGUACGACCGCCUGUUCCGCUGGCUCGUCUUCCGCGUGAACAAAACCCUGGACAAGACCCACCGGCAGGGCGCCUCCUUCAUCGGCAUCCUCGACAUCGCCGGCUUCGAGAUCUUCGAGCUGAACUCGUUCGAGCAGCUGUGCAUCAACUACACGAACGAAAAGCUGCAGCAGCUGUUCAACCACACGAUGUUCAUCCUGGAGCAGGAGGAGUACCAGCGGGAGGGCAUCGAGUGGAACUUCAUCGACUUCGGACUCGACCUGCAGCCCUGCAUCGAGCUCAUAGAGCGCGCGAACAACCCGCCCGGCGUCCUGGCGCUGCUGGACGAGGAGUGUUGGUUCCCGAAGGCGACGGACAAGAGCUUCGUGGACAAACUGGGGCAGGAGCAGGGGAGCAACCCCAAGUUCCAGAAGCCGCGGCAAGUGAAGGAGAAGUGCGACUUCAUCAUCGUCCACUACGCCGGCAAGGUGGAGUACCAGGCAGACCAAUGGCUCACCAAGAACAUGGACCCACUGAACGACAACGUGGCGUCGCUGCUCAACCAGUCGUCCGACAAGUUCGUGGCCGAGCUCUUCAAGGACGUUGACCGCAUCGUGGGGCUGAACCAGGCGGCGAACCUGGGGGGAGACUCCGGCUUCGGCGGGGCCGCGUCCAAGACCAAGAAGGGGAUGUUCCGCACGGUGGGGCAGUUGUACAAGGAGCAGCUGGGCAAGCUCAUGUCCACGCUGCGCAGCACCAACCCCAACUUCGUGCGCUGCAUCAUCCCCAACCACGAGAAGCGGUCUGGCAAGUUGGAGAGCCACCUCGUCCUGGAGCAGCUGCGAUGCAACGGAGUCCUGGAGGGGAUCCGCAUCUGCCGCCAGGGAUUCCCCAACCGCGUCGUCUUCCAGGAGUUCCGGCAGCGGUACGAGAUCCUGACCCCUCACGCAAUCCCCAAGGGAUUCAUGGACGGCAAGCAGGCGUGCGACCUCAUGAUCAAAUCCCUGGAACUGGAUUCGAACUUGUUCCGCAUCGGCCAAAGCAAAGUGUUCUUCCGUACGGGAGUUCUUGCUCACCUGGAGGAGGAGCGCGACAUGAAAAUCACCGACAUCAUCAUCGCCUUCCAGUCGCUGUGCCGGGGCUACCUGUCGCGCAAGGCGCACGCUCGCAAGAUGCAGCAGAUGAGCGCGCUGAAGAUCCUGCAGCGCAACUGCGCGGCCUACCUCAAGCUUCGCAACUGGCAGUGGUGGCGCCUCUUCACCAAGGUGAAGCCGCUGCUGCAGGUGACUCGUCAGGAGGAGGAGCUGCAAGCUCGCGACGAGGAGCUGAAGAUGACGCGCGAGAGGCAGCAGAGGGCAGAGGCCAUGCUGCACGAGCUGGAGUCCAAACACGGCCAGCUGGUGGACGAGAAGCAGAUCCUGGCGGAGCAGCUGCAGGCCGAGAUCGAGCUGUGCGCCGAGGCGGAGGAGAUGCGUGUCCGCCUCGAGGUGAAGCGUCAAGAGCUGGAGGAGAUCCUUCACGAGCUGGAGGCGCGCGUCGAGGAGGAAGAGGAACGCUCCCAGACGCUGGCGCUCGACAAGAAGAAGAUGCAGCAGCAUCUCCAGGACCUGGAGGACCAGCUGGACGAGGAGGAGACGGCGCGCCAGAAGCUGCAGCUGGAGAAGGUGACAGCGGAGUCCAAGAUCAAGAAGAUGGAGGAGGACCUCAUCAUGCUCGAUGACCAGCACAGCAAGCUGGGCAAGGAGAAGAAGCAGCUAGAGGAGCGCGUGGCCGAGUUCACCUCUCACCUGGCCGAAGAGGAGGAGAAGGUGAAGUCUCUGAGCAAGGUGAAGGCCAAGCAGGACGCCAUCAUCGCCGACAUGGAGGACCGGCUCAAGGACGAGGAGAAGUCGCGGCAGGAGCUGGAGAAGUCCAAGCGGAAGCUGGAGGCCGAAGGCUCCGACCUGCAGGACCACAUCGCUGAGCUGCAGCGGCAAAUCGAGGACCUCAAAGCUCAGCUCGCCAAGAAAGAGCACGAACUGCAGGCGGCCACCACCAGGGGCGACGACGAGGCGGCACAGAAGACCAACGCGUUGAAGCUGGUGCGGGAGCUGCAGGCCCAGCUGGCCGAGCUGCAGGAGGACCUGGAGGCGGAACGGGCGGCGCGGGCCAAGGUGGAGAAGCUCAAGAGGGACCUGGGCGAGGAGCUGGAGGCCCUCAAGACGGAGUUGGAGGACACCUUGGACACCACCGCGGCCCAGCAGGAACUCAGGGCGAAGCGCGAGCACGAGGUGGCGGAACUGCGGCGAGCGCUGGAGGAGGAGGUGCGGUCUCACGAGUCGCAAGUCCAGGAGAUGCGCAAGCGACACACGCAGACGCUGGAGGAGAUGACCGAGACGCUGGAGAGCGUCAAGAGGGCCAAGGUGACCCUGGAGAAGACGAAGCAGGGCCUGGAGGUGGAGAAGCAGGAGCUGCUGCACGAGGUGAAGGGCCUGCAGGCGGCGCGCUCCGACCUGGAGCACCGGCGUAAGAAGCUGGAGACGCAGCUGCAGGAGGCGACCGGCAAGCACGUGGAGACGGAGCGCGAGCGCCUGGAGCUGGUGGAGCGCUCCUCCCGCCUCCAGGUGGAGCUGGACAACGUGACGUCCAUCCUGACGCAGACAGAGACCAAGGUGCUCAAGCUGUCCAAGGACGUGGCGAGCGUGCAGACGCAGCUACAGGACGCCCAGGAGCUGCUGCAGGAGGAGACGCGGCAGAAGCUGCAGAUGAGCACCAAGGCGCGCCAGCUGGAGGAGGAGAAGGCCGGGCUGGCCGAGCAGCUGGAGGACGAGGAGGAGGCGCGCAGAGCCACGGAGAAGCAGCUCUCCUCCAUCACGCUGCAGCUGUCGGACUCGAAGCGUCGGCUGGAGGAGGCCGGCGCGGCCCAGGAGACGCUCGAGGAGUCGAGGCGCAAGCUGGCCAAGGAGGUGGAGGUGCUGACGCAGAGCCUGGAGGAGAGGACGGCGGCCUGCGACAAGUCGGACAAGACGCGCAACCGCCUGCAGCAGGAGCUCGAGGACGUCCUCAUGGACCUGGACCACCAGCGGCAGGUGGUGGCCACGCUGGAGAAGAAGCAGAAGAAGUUCGACCAGAUGCUGGCGGAGGAGAAGGCGGUGUCGUCGCGCUACGCGGACGAGCGCGACCGAGCGGAGGCGGAGGCUCGCGAGCGGGAGACCCGGGCGCUGUCGCUCGCCCGGGAGCUCGACGAGGCGUCGUCCGCCCGCGACGACCUCGAGAAGGCCAACCGCUCCCUGCGCGCCGAGAUGGACGACCUCGUCAGCUCCAAGGACGACGUCGGCAAGAGCGUGCACGAGCUGGAGAAGUCGAAGCGGGCGCUGGAGCAGCAGGUGGGCGAGAUGAAGACGCAGCUGGAGGAGCUGGAGGACGAGCUGCAGGCCACGGAGGAUGCCAAGCUGCGGCUGGAGGUGACGCUGCAGGCGCUGCGGGCGCAGUUCGACCGCGACCUGCAGCAACGCGACGAGAGCAACGAGGAGAAGGCGCGGACGCUGGCCAAGCAGGUGCGCGAGCUCGAGUCGGAGCUGGAGGACGAGCGCAAGCAGCGGGCGGCGGCAGGCGGGGCGAGGAAGAAGCUGGAGGGAGACCUCGUGGACAUGGAGGGGCAGCUCGACGCCUCCAACAAGGCCCGCGAGGAGGCCGUGAAGCAGCUGCGCAGGCUGCAGGCUCAGCUGAAGGAUGUGCAGCGGGAGGCGGAGGAGGCGAACAGCUCGCGCGAGGAGGUGGCCGCACAGGCGCGCGAGAAGGAGAAGAAGAUGAAGAACCUGGAGACGCAGCUGCUGCACCUGCAGGAGGAGUUGGCGGCGGCUGAGCGGGCGCGCCGCACCGUGGAGCAGGAGAGAGACGAUCUGGCCGAGGAGAUCGCGGGAAACACGAGCGGCAAGUCGGCCAUGAUGGACGACAAGCGGCGCCUGGAGGCGAGGAUCUCGCAGCUGGAGGAGGAGCUGGAGGAGGAGCAGGGCGUGACGGAGCUCUCCAACGAGCGGCUACGCAAGGCUGUCGCGCAGGCAGAGCAGCUGAGCUCGGAGCUGACCGGCGAGCGUGGGCAGUCGCAGCGGGCCGAGAGCGCUCGCCAGCAGCUCGAGCGCCAGAACAAGGAGCUGCAGGUGAAGCUGCAGGAAAUGGAGGCGGCCUUCCGCUCCAAGGCCAAGUCGUCGCAGGCCGCGCUCGAGGCCAAGAUUGGCCAGCUGGAGGAGCAGCUCGACGUGGAGACCAAGGAGAGAGCCAACGCCAACAAGAAGCUGCGAAGCUCGGACAAGCGGCUCAAGGACGUCCUGGGCCAGAUGGAGGACGAGCGACGCCAAGCGGAGCAGCAUAAAGAUCAGCUGGACAAGGCGAACGUGCGGCUGAAGCAGCUGAAGAGGCAGCUGGAGGAGAGCGAGGAGGAGACGAGCCGCGCCAACGCCGCCAAGCGCAAGCUGCAGCGCGACCUCGAGGAGGCCACCGAGGGUCAGGACGCCAUGAGCCGCGAGGUGUCCACCCUCAAGAGCAAGUUGCGGCAAAGCGGCGGCAUUUCCGGCGGCAUCGCUUCGGCGUUCGUCGGCAGCGGCGGCGGCGGCGGCGUCGGCGUCGGCGCCGGCGUCGCCGGCGUGCGCUCGCUGCGACGCAGCGGUGCGCUCCGUGGGAACGACGUCGCCGCCGCGGAGAGCGCCGACGACGAGUUCGACGGGCGGGACAGCGACAGCAGCAGCAAGUACGCGGAGUAGAGCCGCCGUGUGGGUGGUGACGGGCGGGGGGCGGGGGGCGGGGGGCGGGGG